Chaetura pelagica (chimney swift) is the source of this 1095-nucleotide messenger RNA. It is a transcript of the gene CCNL1, whose product is annotated as cyclin L1. The transcript has 11 exons. Gene Ontology annotation, cellular component: nucleus. Lineage: Eukaryota; Metazoa; Chordata; Aves; Apodiformes; Apodidae. The annotation marks the transcript as partial. Gene Ontology annotation, biological process: regulation of transcription by RNA polymerase II. The record is from RefSeq and is a predicted model, not a curated record. Gene Ontology annotation, molecular function: cyclin-dependent protein serine/threonine kinase regulator activity.
CAUCGCUUCUUCUACUCCAAGUCCUUCGUCAAGCACAGCUUCGAGAUUGUGGCUAUGGCCUGCAUCAAUCUCGCAUCCAAGAUCGAAGAGGCACCUCGUCGGAUUAGGGAUGUGAUCAACGUGUUUCAUCAUUUGCGCCAGUUAAGAGCAAAAAGGACUCCAAGCCCCCUGAUACUUGAUCAGAACUACAUAAACACCAAAAAUCAAGUAAUAAAAGCAGAAAGGAGGGUACUGAAGGAGUUGGGAUUUUGUGUUCAUGUCAAGCAUCCACAUAAGAUUAUUGUUAUGUAUUUACAAGUCUUAGAAUGCGAACGUAACCAAACCCUGGUUCAGACAGCCUGGAAUUACAUGAAUGACAGCCUCCGGACAAACGUCUUUGUUCGCUUUCAGCCAGAGACCAUAGCAUGUGCUUGCAUUUAUCUUGCUGCUAGAGCUCUGCAGAUCCCGCUACCUACCCGUCCUCACUGGUUCUUGCUCUUUGGCACCACGGAAGAGGAGAUUCAGGAGAUAUGUUUAACGACUCUCAAGCUCUAUACAAGAAAGAAGCCCAAUUACGAAUUCCUGGAUAAAGAAGUAGAAAAGAGGAAAAUGGCACUACAGGAAGCUAAACUGAAGGCAAAAGGUUUAAAUCCAGAUGGAACUCCAGCACUCUCAACACUGGGUGGCUUUUCUCCUGCAUCCAAACCAUCUUCCCCGAGAGAAGUAAAACCUGAAGAGAAGUCUCCAGUGUCCCUGAAUGCCAAAACAGUUAAAAAAGAGCCAGAAGAGAGGCAGCAAGCUGCCAAGAGCCCUUACAACGGCAUGAGGAAGGAAAGCAAGAGAAGCAGAAGCAGUAGAAGUGCCAGUCGGUCCAGGUCAAGGACAAAGUCCCGGUCCCGGUCCCACAGCCCCAGGAGGCACUACAAUAAUAGGCGGAGCCUGUCUGGGACCUACAGCUCGAGGUCGAGGAGCAGGUCCCGCAGCCACAGCGGCAGCCCCCGCCGGCACCACAACCCCCGGGGACAGGAAGAGCAGUUUGCUUCCAGAAGCUCCCCCUGUGCUGGGGGAUUUCUUGAUGUCCAGCUGCUGGAGCUGUGCAGCCCAACACUGAUCUAG